Molecule: messenger RNA, 1878 nt
Organism: Knipowitschia caucasica
Lineage: Eukaryota; Metazoa; Chordata; Actinopteri; Gobiiformes; Gobiidae
Source: the annotation of a GenBank genome assembly
AUGUCGGAUCUACAGAUGAAACUUCUGCGGAAGAAAAUCCAGAAACGAAGCGACAAGAACAAGGAGCGGAAGCUGAAGCAGAAGCCCGAGGAGGAGGCCUCAGAGCCGGUGAAUGGAGUGGAGCGAAAGGCUUGUGAAGAGGAGGCUCCAGCCCAGAAGCAGCCGCCGGCGCCCUCUGUACAGAACGAUACUGAGGCUUUAGCCAAAAAGAAGAAAAAGAGAAAGCUGCAGAGAGAUGACACGCCACAGGAAGCUCCAGAUGAGAAGAAGACCAAACAAGUGGCAGUGGAUGAAGAUGACGAGGUGGAGGGAGAGAAGUCUGAGAAGGUUCCAGAGGAUGAGGAAGAGGAGCAGCCAGAGCUGCUGUCUGGACUCACAGGAGCGUUCGAAGACACGUCCUUCGCGUCUCUCUCGGAGCUCAUCGGGGACAGCACCCUGAAGGCCAUUACUGAGAUGGGCUUCGAACACAUGACCGAGAUCCAGCACAAGACCAUCCGCCCCCUGCUGGAGGGCAGGGACGUCCUGGCGGCUGCCCGCACAGGCAGUGGGAAGACCCUGGCCUUCCUCAUCCCCUCCAUAGAACUCAUCUACAAACUCAAGUUCAUGCCUCGCAACGGCACUGGGGUGGUGAUCCUGUCUCCCACCAGAGAACUGGCUAUGCAGACGUACGGCGUCCUGAAGGAGCUGAUGACUCACCACGUCCACACGUACGGCCUCGUCAUGGGGGGCAGCAACCGCUCUGCAGAGGCCCAGAAGCUGGCCAACGGAGUCAACAUCCUGGUGGCCACUCCGGGAAGGCUGCUGGACCAUCUUCAGAACACUCCUGGCUUCAUGUUCAAGAACUUGCAGUGUCUGAUCAUCGACGAGGCCGACCGCAUCCUGGAGGUGGGCUUCGAGGAGGAGCUCAAGCAGAUCAUCAAACUGCUGCCCAAGCGGAGGCAGACGAUGCUGUUCUCGGCCACACAGACUCGCCGUGUGGAGGACCUGGCUCGUAUCUCCCUGAAGAAGGAGCCUCUGUACGUGGGAGUGGACGACGACAAGGACCGGGCCACCGUGGACGGUCUGGAGCAGGGCUACGUGGUGUGUCCGUCAGAGAAGCGAUUCCUACUGCUCUUCACGUUCCUCAAGAAGAACCGCAAGAAGAAGCUGAUGGUCUUCUUCUCCUCCUGCAUGUCUGUCAAGUUCCACUACGAGCUGCUCAACUACAUCGACCUCCCCGUCUUGGCCAUCCACGGGAAGCAGAAGCAGACCAAACGCACCACCACCUUCUUCCAGUUCUGUAACGCAGACUCAGGCAUCCUGUUGUGCACAGAUGUGGCAGCACGAGGCCUGGACAUCCCAGAGGUCGACUGGAUCGUUCAGUAUGACCCUCCAGACGACCCCAAGGAGUACAUCCACAGAGUGGGCAGAACAGCCAGAGGGAUCCACGGUCGAGGCCACGCUCUGCUGAUCCUACGACCCGAGGAGCUGGGAUUUCUGCGCUUCCUCAAACAGGCCAAGGUCCCACUGAGUGAGUUCGAGUUCUCCUGGACUAAGAUCUCUGAUAUCCAAUCACAGCUGGAGAAGCUGAUAGAGAAGAACUACUACCUGCACAAGUCUGCGCAGGAGGCCUACAAGUCGUACGUGCGCGCCUACGACUCUCACUCGCUGAAACAGAUCUACAGCGUCAACACCCUGAACCUCCCCAUGGUGGCGCAGUCCUUCGGCUUCAAGGUUCCUCCCUACGUCGACCUCAACGUCCACAGCGGCAAAGGAGCCAAGCUACAGAAGCGCGGUGGCGGCGGAGGCUUUGGGUACCAGAAGAAGAACUUCCAGAAGGCGAAGAUCUUCAAACACGUCAACAAAGGGAAGAGCGACCAGAGACAGUUCUCUCGCUAG